Drepanopeziza brunnea f. sp. 'multigermtubi' MB_m1 is the source of this 3528-nucleotide messenger RNA. RefSeq lists its product as uncharacterized. Gene Ontology annotation, cellular component: nucleus; Smc5-Smc6 complex; site of double-strand break. The record is from RefSeq and is a predicted model, not a curated record. Gene Ontology annotation, biological process: chromosome organization; double-strand break repair via homologous recombination. Gene Ontology annotation, molecular function: damaged DNA binding; protein binding; ATP binding. Lineage: Eukaryota; Fungi; Ascomycota; Leotiomycetes; Helotiales; Drepanopezizaceae.
AUGGCACCUCAGAAGCGCGUCAGAUACGAUGAAGACGAGGAGGCAACCACAGUGGAAAGCGCCAGUUCCGCAUUACGAACCGGCAGUCUAAACAAGAGAGCGCGGCUAUCAUCUGCCCACAGUGCAUCGGAGUCCCGACAGCAAAGUGCUUCGCCAUCUUCAGAGAGCGAGUCGGACGAGGAACUUCCCGAUGCCAUCGAGGACAAUGGACAAGAGGCGCCACCAACUACACAAUACGAGUCUAUACGCGACGCAGACUGGAGACAUCUUGCAAACCCCGACCUGGACGAUGCGAUUGCAGAGAAGAGGAUCUUGGCAAAAAAUCGACGGGUGGGCGAGAACCGGGCCAGCGAAAACGCUAUCAUUGAAGAGAUCACCUGCUACAAUUUUAUGUGUCACACGAGACUGAACUGCAAGUUGGGACCACUCAUUAAUUUUGUUGUUGGUAUGAACGGUAGUGGGAAAAGCGCCGUCCUUACUGCCAUCACACUCUGUUUAGGCGGUAAAGCAGCUGCCACAAAUCGUGGUGCCAGCCUCAAGAGCCUCAUCAAAGAGGGCACGGAAUCCGCCAAAUUAGAAAUCAGACUGAAGAAUGAAGGCAAUGACGCCUACCAGCCAGAUAUCUACGGAAAAUCAAUCAUCAUCGAGCGCCAUUUUUCAAAGACUGGGAGCAGUGGGUUCAAGCUCAAGAAUCAUGCAGGGCGAAUCAUAUCCUCCAAGAAGGGCGACGUUGAUGAUCUCGUCGAGUACUACCAGCUACAGGUAGACAAUCCAAUGAAUGUUCUGACACAAGACGCUGCCAAGUCCUUCAUCACCGCUUCGACACCAGCUCAGAAGUACAAGUUUUUUGUUGAAGGUGUGCAACUCGAGGCCUUGAAUAAUGACUAUAAGAUUGUACUGGACACUUGUGAGCAAAUUGAUACAAGACUUCAGGAUUCGAUAGACGACAUCAAGCUCCUCAAGAAGAAGUUAGACGAUGCGCAGGCUAAGCACAAGGCCGUCAAUGAGCGUAAUGAAAUGAAAUCGGAGCUGAGACGACUUGGGGGAAAACAUGCGUGGUCACAAGUACGUGAUCAGGAAGUCAAACUUGCUGAAAUCGACCAGAAACUUGCAGACCAUCAACAACAAAUCAAUGACGCCGAGGCUAGGGUAACUGAGAAGGACGAGAACUUCCAAAAGGCAGAAGAUCUUUUGACCCGUCAUAAAGACGCUUGUACACAAUUGCAAGACGAACUACCUGCCCUGAAGGAGGAGGAGGAGAAGGCCCGAAGUGUCCAUGAAACGGCGACGAAGGAUGUAGCUGCGAUUCACACUCAGCACAAGAUUAUCAGCGACGAUUUGAAGUCGGCACUUAAAAGCGUCAAAGCUGUCCAGGAUGCGAUCAAGGCGGAAGAGAAGCGUUUGGAAGAUGCUAAUGGUGGUGUACACGCUCAGAAGGUUCAAGAUCUUGCCGAAGCCAAGGAGACUCUCGAAAAUGCCAAAGCAGAAUUUCUCCGGAGCGAAGAAGCGCGCCCGCAAUUGGAGGAAAACUUACGCAGUGCAAGUGCCACAGCCAGGAAUCUGGAAACUCCUUUGCAACAGAGGACCGAGGAGUUCAAUAAUGCAAAAACCAAGUUAACCCAUUUGGAUUCGAACCAAGGGGAUCAGCUGGCAGGCUUCGAAAGAGCCAUGGCCGGAGUGUUGCAGAUCAUCCAAAAUGAUCGCGGGUUCCGAGAGAAGCCCGUAGGUCCUGUGGGACUGCACAUCAAACUUUUGCAGCCUAAAUGGUCCAAUGCCAUAGAAUCAAAAAUGGGCGCUGCUUUAUCCGGGUUCGUCGUGACAAGUAAGCCUGAUCAGUUGAGAUUGUCAGACAUACUUAGGAAGAACAAGAUGGGAUGGUGCCCAGUAUCAAUAGUGAAUGGCCCUCCUCUAGACCUCUCAGGCAAUGAGCCAGAUCCCCAGUAUGAUACGAUCUACCGGGUAAUGAGUAUUGACAACGAGCUUGUCAAGCGGCAACUGAUCAUCGGAUAUGCGAUCGAACAGACCAUAUUGAUUGAAAGUCGGUCUCAAGCCAUAAGCGUCAUGUAUGAUGGCCCAAGACCGAGAAACGUGAGGCAGUGCUUUGCCAUGCAUGAUAGUAAACGUGGUUUCGGUCAUCAGCUCUCAUUUGGUCCACGGAAUUCAAGAGAGCUUGCCCCAAUCCACCCUCCAAAGGGUCGGCCGAAAAUGAGAACCGAUCGUGCAAGCCAGAUAAACAACCAGAGGGAGAUCGUGGACCACCUCGAGCGUCAGAAGAAAACACUCGCUGAUGAAUACGAAAGAGCCAGACAAGAGGCUGGCCGAUGCAAGGCCGCAAUUCAGCAACACAUAAAAGAAAAUAAGACGCUUAAGAUCGCCUGUCAAAAGGCAGAAGCAAAGGUUGAGGACAUCGAGGGCGACCUUCAGAACCUGGGCGGGGAUGAUGGACAACUCGAUUCCCUCAAGCAAGAAUUGGAGAGCGCGGAGAAACAAAAGGCAAUUUGUGAGGAUGCUUACGGUGGCGCAAGUCUCGAAAAGCAGCAUCAGAAUAGUCUCUCGACUGAAAAAAAACGAGCCUUAGAUGCUUCCAGGGCCCGAGUGGUGGAAUUGGAAGCGCAGAUAUUAAAAGCCCGGGACAAAGUGAACAGGACCGAAAAGGUUCGAAACCAUUGUCUCUCUGCAAAGAACCUCGCGGUGGAGAGCCUUGAAGAUCUAGAAUACAAAAAGAUACAGAUUGAAGAUGAGCGUACCGCGCAGGCCAAGUCUAUUGCCGAAGACUUCGUGGUGCAAGCCGAGAAAUAUGGCCCGCGGGUGCAACUCGGUCCAGGCGACACUACGAAGGCUCUCGAGAAACGUUGCGAGAGCCUCCAUUCACAGUUGUCGGCUUACGAGAGAGCGCAAGGCGGUACUGAUCAGGAGAUCCACGAAGCAGCCAUUGAAGCAUUGAACAUCUUCCGCAAUGCAAAAAGACAGAGAAAGGGCCUUGAAGAGCUCUUGUCACUCCUCAAGCAGUCGUUCGUUGACAGAAUGGAACAGUUCAGGAAAUUUCAGAGACAUAUCUCCGCCAGAUCCCGAAUCAGCUUCAGCUAUCUCCUCAGCGAGCGAGCUUUCCGUGGAAAACUUACUAUUGACCACAAGGCCAAACUCCUCGACGUCCACGUAGAGCCGGACGAGACAUCGAGAAGUGGCAAAGGUCGUCAGACCAAGACCCUUUCUGGCGGCGAAAAAUCCUUCUCGUCCAUUUGUCUGCUUCUCUCUCUUUGGGAGGCAAUGGGUGCUCCGCUACGAUGCCUGGACGAAUUCGAUGUUUUCAUGGAUGAUGUUAACCGAGAUGUUAGCACCAAGAUGAUCAUCAGCGCUGCUCGCAAAGCAGUUGGACGACAAUUCAUCCUGAUUACCCCCAAGGCAUUGGGUGCUGGUAUCGGGAAGGCUGACGACGUGCGAAUUACCAAGUUAUUGGAUCCUCGACUCAACCAAAAGCAGAUUGAUGAGAUGAUUCAGCGUCAGCGCGAUGGAGAAGCUGGGGAUUGA